This is a messenger RNA of Impatiens glandulifera, 1207 nucleotides long. RefSeq names its product putative anthocyanidin reductase. The record is from RefSeq and is a predicted model, not a curated record. The coding region runs from base 75 to 1112 and encodes 345 amino acids. Gene Ontology annotation, molecular function: oxidoreductase activity, acting on the CH-OH group of donors, NAD or NADP as acceptor. Lineage: Eukaryota; Viridiplantae; Streptophyta; Magnoliopsida; Ericales; Balsaminaceae. The transcript is spliced from 5 exons.
CCCUCCUUUAUCACUUUGUGUGUAGCAGCUCCACUACAAACAUGAAUGGUUAGGAGAAUAGUAGAGUUGUAAAAAUGGAAGAGCAGAGCAAUUUCUACAAAGUCUGUGUAACAGGAGGUUCUGGUUUCAUCGGUUCUUGUCUUGUGAAGAAGCUCCUCGAGAGAGGACACACUGUCCAUGCCACCACCCAAAAUCUAGGGGACGAGUCCAAGGUCAAGCUCCUGAAAUCUUUGCCUAAUGCAGAGAGCAAUCUGGUGCUAUUUCAAGCAAAUAUAUACAACCCAGAUGAGUUUGGACCGGUCAUUGAAGGCUGUCUUUAUGUCUUCCAUCUGGCCACCCCACUUCAGCAUAACCCCGCCACCGCCUCUCCGUACAAGGACACUACAGAGGCUGCCAUAGCUGGGGUGAGGACCAUCGCAGAACUGUGCGGUAGAUCGCCGACUGUCAAACGCCUGAUCUACAUUGGCAGCGUGGUGGCGGCGUCGCCUCUUAAAGAAGAUGGGUCUGGUUAUAAAGCUUGCUAUGAUGAAUCUUGCUGGACUCCUCUGAAUCUUCAAUAUUCUUCCAUUAACAACGAUCUUCUGGCUUAUGUUAGAUCAAAGACAUUAUCAGAGAAAGAAAUACUUAGUUACAAUGAUGAUUGUGUGGGAGUGGAAGUGGUGAGCCUGAUCUGCGGACUGGUGGGAGGGGAUGUUAAGAUGUUGGCAUAUGUUCCGGGGAGUGUAGGAGCUGUAGUAGGGCAGUUAACAGGGAAUCCAUUCAAUUAUUUAUCGUUGAAAAUGAUACAAGAAUUGUUGGGAUCAGUUCCUCUUAUACACAUUGAAGAUAUUUGUGAAGCACUUAUAUUCUGCAUGAAGCAAUCUUCAAUGAACGGUAGGUUUAUGUGUGCGGCUGUUGAUCCAACAAUGUCGGACAUGGCCCUCUAUUUCUUAGAGAAGAAUCCCAAAUUCAAGAUACAGGAUCAUGGGGUGAUUGUUGAAGAAGCAGAAAAGGGAAGCUGUUGUGACAUGUCGAAGCUUAAGAACCUGGGAUUUACUUACAAAUACGACAUGGAUGUUAUAUUAAACGACAGCAUCGAUUGUGUUACCCGAUCAGGCCUCUUGCAACUCUAGUUUGUUUAUAUGUUGAAAACAUAAAAGACAGUUUCUUUUAACAUUUGGAUUGAUUUUGAACUCUUUCUGCUAAAUUAAGUUCCUGUUUGAUUUAA